This is a messenger RNA of Paramecium sonneborni, 6088 nucleotides long. NCBI's taxonomy places the organism in Eukaryota, Ciliophora, Oligohymenophorea, Peniculida, Parameciidae. The record is from the annotation of a GenBank genome assembly.
AUGACAGAGAGGAAACAACAAGAACGAGAUAACAUAUAAGUUUCAAUAAGAAUAAAGUACAUUAAAAAGGCAUGUAACUAGACCCAUGUUUGAAGAAGGAAAGACGUGUAUUCGAAUUGAUCCAAACCUGAAGAAUACCAUCAUCAUAGAGGGAUAGAAUCAGUAAGAGUAGAAAUUCUUUUCAUUCGAUAAUGUAGCUGGACCAGAUACUACAUAGGAAGAUAUUUUUUAGAUGAUUGGAUAACAAUAAGCCAGCAAUUGUUUAGAAGGUAUGCUUAACUGUAAUUAUAGGCUACAACGGAUGUGUGUUUGUAUAUGGUUAAACAGGGUCAGGGAAAACAUAUACUAUGACAGGGACAUCAUAAUAGCCAGGAGUAUUACCACGUAUUAUAGAUUAUCUCUUUGGAUGUGUAUUUGAGGACUAAGAAAAAGAUCCCUCAGUUGAAUACUUAAUAAAAUGCUCACAUCUCGAAAUUUAUAAUGAACAUAUCAUUGAUCUUCUUAAUCCUGAUUUGGGUAGCUUAUAACUUCGAGAGGAUCUAAAUAAAGGAGUAUACGUUGAAUUUUUGACUGAAGAAUGUUGUGCCAAUGUUAUAGAAGCUAUGGAAGUAGUUUAGAGAGGUAAUGAGAAUAGACACAUUUCAUCUACAUAAAUGAAUUUUGAAUCUUCACGUUCGCAUAGUGUAUUUACAGUUUAAUUGGAAUCAAGAAGAUAAAGUCAUUCGCUUAUUAAUCAUAGAUUUUCCAGAUUUCAUUUUGUAGAUCUUGCUGGUAGUGAAAGAUAAAAACACACUUAAGUUUAAGGUGAAAGACUUAGAGAAGGUUGUUAAAUCAAUAGAAGUCUUCAUAUUCUAGGAAAUGUAAUCAAUUCACUUGUAGAAGAUAAAGAAUAAAAUAGAUAUGUUCAUUAUAGGGAUUCUAAGUUAACAUUCUUACUCAAAGAUUCUUUAGGAGGUAAUUCUAGAACUCAUCUAAUUGCUAAUAUAUAAUAAUCUAACUUAUUUUAUUAAGAAACACUAUCAACUCUUUUGUUCUCUAAAAGAGUUAAAUAAGUUAAGAAUAAAGCUAGAGUUAAUGAAGAUGAAAGUGGAUCUUUAGAAAGUCUAAAAAAUGAAAUUAAAAGAUUAAAAUAAGAAUUAGCUAAAUGGAUUGUAGGUCUCUAAAGUACUUCUAAAUUAGCUGAAUCUCCUUCCAAAUAAAAUAUCAGUAAAUGUUUUAUUUAUUGUUUAGUUAUGCAUAAUAUUAAUUUUGAAGAUCUUAAUGCAACUGAUCAGAGAUAUAUUAAAUUAGAAGAAAUACUUAAAGUUUAUCUUGAAUAAUCAACUGAAAGUGAAACUGCACUUUAUGUUGAAAUUGAAAAGUACCUCAGUGGUAUUAAAGAAUUAAGGGAAGCUUUUUAAUUAAGUUCUUAACUUGAAUAACAAUUAAAAUUAAUUAUUAGAUUGUAAAAUGAAUAAAUUGUGAGAUUAAAACAUGCUAAUGGAGCUGAAGAUUUAUCUAAUGAUUAUUAAGAAGAACUAUCUAAAGCACUUUUAAGUUAAGCAGCAGUAAUGAAGAAAUUCUCUGAUAGUCUUAGAAUCAAAGAAGGUUCAGCAAAAAAUGUUGAUAAAGCUAAAUUAUAAAUUAAUGAAAAUGUUUAAUUGCUCAACACUAUUGUGGCAACUGUUAAUGUAAUAAAUCUCAUUUAUCAUAUAAGGGAUCUUUAGAUGAAAGAAAAAAAUUACAAAAAUAAAUUUAAUAACAACUAUCUUAAGUUUAUGUACCUGUAGAAGAGUUUACAUAAUUACAAAAUGAAAAAGAAAAACUUAAUGAACAAUUUAACAAAUAAACAGAUAAAGAAGAAAAAAUUAAAUAAUCUCUUGAUAAGAUAGGAAUUACACUUGAUAUUAAAGAUGAAAUUAAAAUCAUUGAUCAUAAGUAAAGAGAUUUAACUUUAGAUUAAUAAAAUGAGUAAUUGGAACUCAAAAGUAGAGCUGUUGAAGAAUUAAAUCUAUUAUUAGCAUAAAAAGAAUAAGAAAUACAAUAAAUUGUUGAAUAAAAUUAAAUAUAAGUUUAAGAUGUUAAUCUAUUAAAUUAAAAAUUAGAAGAAAGUAAAUAAGAAGUUCUAUAAUUAUAAUAAUAACUUUCAUAAUAAUAGCAAGAAUUAUAAUAAACAAAAUAAUAAUAAGAGAUUUUAACUAAUACUAUCAAUUAAUAUAAGACUGAAAAUGAUUAAUUAAAAUAGUAAAACAAUUCUUUAAAAUCUGAAAAAGAAAAUUUAUAAAUCCAAAGUAAUCAAAAUUUAGAAGUUUUAAAUAAUUCUUUACAAGAAUAGAAACAAUAAAAUGAAAAUUUACUUAUUCAAUUACAAAAAUCAAUGUAAGAACAAAAUAAUUUAAUCAAUUAAAUUGAUUCUAAUUUAAAAGAAAACACUGAUCUUAAAUAAUAACAUCUUUAAUUGAUAAGAGAAAAAUAAAAUAUAUAAUUAGAAAGUUAAUAAUAAAUUGAUGAUUUAUUGAAAUAAAUUUAAGAAAUCAUUAAAUAAAAAGAGUAAUAAGAAUAAUAAUAUUAAAAUGAACUUCAAAUUAUGAACAAUAAAUCUAAAAUUGAUAAAAAUAAUAUUUAAUUAGAGCAUGAGAGUCAGAUAAAUGCUUUGGUGAAAUAACAUAAAUUUGAGAUAGAAUAACUGACAAAUGAAAAUAAACGAUAAUUGGAUUAGUUUGUUAAUUAAUAAGAAGCAGAAAUUUAGAGUUAAAUUAAACAAUUGACAAAUUAAAUUUAAUCAUAGAAUAAAGAAUUAACAGAGAGACAAUUAAAAUUGGAAAAUAAAAAUAUUGAAUUUUAGGUAAAUUUCUUUUUAUCCUUAGCUUUUAAAAGAAAAAUAAGAUAAAUUAGAAUAUGAGAUAGAUAAGGAAAGAAAUGAUUAUGAAUUAUAAUUAGAAGAAAAAUAAGUUUAAUUUGAAGAUGUUUAUGAAUAAUAAUAAAAGAUAAUAGAGUAGAAAGAUAAAGAAUUAUAAUAAUAAAAGAAUGAUUAUGAGAGAAAAUAAUAGGAAAAAGAUUUAGAAAUAAGAGAAAUAAAAUAGAGUUAUGAAAAGUUAUUAGAAGAAAAGAAGAUUAUUAUAAAAUAAUAGGAAUAAGAGCUAUUGACUAAGAAGGAAGAGUUGAAUCAGGCAGUUUAAGAGUUAUUAAGCAAAGAUGAAGAAUUUAAAGAACAAUUAAUUUAAGUAAAUGAAAAACAAAAAGAAUUUGAAGAUAAUUGUUUUGAGUUAUAAAGCAGAGCUAUUCCAGAGAAAGAAUAAGUAAUUGAAUAAUUGAGAGCAGAUAUUGAAUAGAAAGAAUAUGAUUUGUAAGUUUAAAAUGAGGAUUUUAUGAAUUAAUAAAAUCUUCUAUUUGAUAUAAUUAAAGGAAAAGAUAUUGAAAUUACUAAAUUAAAAGAGGAUCUUGAUGAUUAUAGUAAUAGAUUAGCUGAAGCAUCAAUAGUAAUAGAUAAAUAUUCAAAUUGCAAUUCUGAAUUGAAAGGAACAAUCAAUUAAUAAAAUUAGUAAUUAGAAAAAUAAUAAUAAAUAAUUAAUGAAUUAUAAAUGAAAGAGAAUACAUCUACUUAAAUAUAUGAUGAAAAGAUGAAAUCUUUAAAUGAGAUUUUAUAAUCUAAGUAAAGUGAAGUAGAUCAUUUACAAAUGAAAUUGGAAGCAGAAGACACAGUAAAUAAGUAAUAGAAUUUUUAAAAUACAUAAAAUAUGAAGACUACUGAAAAAAAGAUUAAAGAUUUAGAAAAAGAAAAACAAAUCUUUUAAGAAGAUAUAAAAAAAAAAGAAUAAGCUAUUAAUACAUUAGAAGUUAAAUUAUAAACAGUUAUAAAAGAUAGAGACAUUACAUCAAAUUAAUUAAAAAAUUAAAUUAAAGAUUUAUAGCAAUAAUUAAUAUCAAGUAAUUAAGGAGUUGAGGAAUAAAAGAUUUGGGUUAUUCAUUAUAAAAAAGAAGUAGAUAAAUUGAAUAAAGAAGUUCAUCUAUUUUAAUAAAUUUCUUAAUAAUAUUAAAGUCAAAAAAACGAAAUUGAUUCUAUCAAAUAAGAAAAUCAAAAAUUAAACAAAUAACUAGAUAAUUAAUAAUAAUAAACAGUGUCACUUAAGAAGGAGACAGAUUAAUUAAAAUAAGAAAAAAUAAAAUUGAUUGAUUAGAUUUCUUAAUAAGAAAAUAAAAUAUUAGAAUUAGAAGAGAUUAGAUUAUAAAAAUAAAUACUUUAAGGAAAAAUGAAUGAGUUAUAAUAAAGCUAGACAGAUAUUUAAUAAAAAUAUUAAUAGUCAUAAAUUUAAUUACAUUCUCUAUAAGAGGAUCUAUAGCAUUCAAAGAAAGAAAUUUAGGAAAUUAAACAAAAAAAUAAAGUAUUAGCAUAAUAGUAAUAAAAUGAAAUGUAAAAAUUUAAUUAAGAAAUGCUCACAAUUUAAGAAGAAUUGGAACAAAGUAGAAAAAUAUAAAUGGAAAUUAAGAAGUCAGAAUAAGAGUAAAGAGAAUAGAAUAUGUAAAUAAGAUUGAAUUGUGAAAAUUUAAAGAAAGAAAAUUAAGAAUUAUUGAAUUAAAUUGAUGAGAUUCAAUAAGAUUUAAAUUAUGAGAAAUAAGAGAUAUUGAAGAAAGAUGAAAUAAUUUAUAAAUUGUCUGAUUAAGUAAAAUACAAAACUUAAUAAUUAGAGGCUUAAAAUACAUUAAUGAAUUAGGUAGAAUAGAAUAAAUUGAACUAAACUAAUUAGAUAUUAUAAUAAUCUAACUAAUUGACAAAUCUAUCAAAAGAGCUAUUUUCUUUAAAGUAAUAAUUAUAAAUAAAUGAUACUUAAAGUGAUUCAUAUAAGAGAGAAGUUGAUAGAUUAAGAAGAGAAUUAGAGUUUUAAAUAAAGUAAGUAGAAGAUUAUAAAUAAUAAAAUAAAAAGAUUUAGUAAUAGUUAGAUUUUGAGAAGAAACAUAGCUAAAAAUAAAAAAUAUAUGAGGCAUCUGAGUUAUUAAGUAAGAUUGAUAAUACACUUUCUCCAAUAAAAGAAUUGAAAGUAAAUAAAUGAUUUAUUUAAAGGGAUAACCUUUAUAUGGUAGUUCUGACAGUAAAACUUAAAAAAGAAUUUUUUAGUAAAAAACUCCUUAAAAGGAAUAUGGUUUUUAGAAUUCAAGCAGUGCUUCAAUGCUUAAUGCUUCAUUUAAUUCAUAAGAUUAAUUAGCCAAAGAAAACAAAAAGUUAAAAUAAAGUUUGGAUUAAAAGUUAAAAGUAAAAGAUGAAUUUAUAUAAGAUUAUUGAAUAAUUAGAAUAAGCAUUAUUAUAAAGUGAGUAAACAUUGAAAGAAGUGCAUGAGAAGGCAAAUUAAUUUUGUUAGUAAUAGGAAGAUGAAAUAAAAUAAAUAAAAGAUUAAUAUUCAAGACUUGAAUAAGAACAUAAUGCCAUAUUAGUAAUUAUUUCCAUAUAUUAUUUAAGGCUGAAAGAGAAUAUGAGAAUUAAUAGAUAAAUAAAUAAAAAGAAUAAGCUUUAUUUAAAGUUCAGAUUUUAUAAGAUGAAGUUUUGAAAUCAAAAAGAGGAUCUAUUGGAAGUUAGCAUAUUCCUGGAUCUAAAUAUUCUGAAACUGCUAAUGAUAUAUCAAUGAGAGAAACACCAUCAUCAUCUCAUAGAUAUAAAUUUUCAGAUGGAACAUUCAAAUCUUAUUAUGGAAUUGAUGCUCAUUCAAAAUUAAUUUAUGAUACAGUAAUAAUCAUAUAUAAAUUAUAGUAAAAACUUUUACUUGAAAAUUAAAGAUUAAAUAGUCAAAUGUGCAAAUUAUAUUAGAUUCUAGGAUUGGAUAAAAAUAGAUCAAAUAGAUUAGAAGAUGGAGAAAAGAUUAUAUAAUCAGUGCAACUAUUAUUAUAAGAAGUUAUUGUAAUUCUAAUUUAUUUAUCAUUAAAGGAUUGUAAAUAGGAAAUUUAAAAUUUAAUUUAAGCAUAACCUUCAAGAAGUUUGAAGUAUUAGUCUAUGGAGAAGGAAUUAUUAUAAACAAAAUAAAAAUACUAUGCUAUUGAAAGGAGUCCUAAAUUUUGGAAUUCUAGUAAUGAUACUCCAAAAGCUAAAUUUUUUAAUUACUCAAAUUCAUCAGGGAAAUGA